This is a messenger RNA of Fukomys damarensis (Damara mole-rat), 1718 nucleotides long. RefSeq names its product serine/threonine kinase receptor associated protein (gene Strap). The transcript is spliced from 10 exons. Gene Ontology annotation, biological process: spliceosomal snRNP assembly. Gene Ontology annotation, molecular function: RNA binding; protein binding. The coding region runs from base 277 to 1329 and encodes 350 amino acids. NCBI's taxonomy places the organism in Eukaryota, Metazoa, Chordata, Mammalia, Rodentia, Bathyergidae. Gene Ontology annotation, cellular component: SMN complex. The record is from RefSeq and is a predicted model, not a curated record.
GGUACCGGUGUUGACGGCGCGGGUCGUGGCUGGGCCAGAUCUCCGCUUCUCCCCCUCCCCUACUUUCCUCCCUCCCUCCCUCUCCCUUCCUCGGUGGCUGUCGCCCGCCGGUGGUUGACUCCUUGGCCCCUCCCUAAUCCCCUCGGACCCCGCAGCCAUCGGAUUGGCCUCCCUUUCCUGGUUCCCGGCCCAGCCCCAGUGUGAGGGCGGGGGCCCUGUGGAGCCAGCGGCGCUGCCCAGAAGAGAAAGGACAACGACGACCCCGCCACCGCCGCCAUGGCAAUGAGGCAGACGCCGCUCACCUGCUCCGGCCACACGCGGCCCGUGGUCGACUUGGCCUUCAGUGGCAUCACUCCUUAUGGGUAUUUCUUAAUCAGUGCUUGCAAAGAUGGAAAACCUAUGUUACGCCAGGGAGAUACAGGAGAUUGGAUCGGAACAUUUUUGGGUCAUAAAGGUGCUGUUUGGGGUGCAACAUUGAAUAAGGAUGCCACCAAAGCAGCUACCGCAGCUGCAGAUUUCACAGCCAAAGUGUGGGAUGCUGUCUCGGGAGACGAAUUGAUGACCUUGGCUCACAAACACAUUGUCAAGACUGUGGAUUUCACACAGGAUAGCAAUUACUUGUUAACUGGAGGGCAAGAUAAACUGCUACGUAUAUAUGACUUAAACAAACCUGAAGCAGAACCUAAAGAAAUCAGUGGUCACACUUCCGGUAUUAAAAAAGCUCUGUGGUGCAGUGAGGAUAAACAGAUUCUUUCAGCUGAUGAUAAAACUGUUCGCCUUUGGGAUCAUGCUACUAUGACAGAAGUGAAGUCCCUGAACUUUAAUAUGUCUGUUAGUAGCAUGGAAUAUAUUCCUGAAGGAGAGAUCCUGGUUAUUACUUAUGGACGAUCUAUUGCUUUUCAUAGUGCAGUAAGCUUGGACCCAAUUAAAUCCUUUGAAGCACCUGCAACCAUCAAUUCUGCAUCUCUUCAUCCAGAAAAGGAAUUUCUUGUUGCAGGUGGCGAAGACUUUAAACUUUAUAAGUAUGAUUAUAAUAGCGGAGAAGAAUUAGAAUCCUACAAAGGACACUUUGGUCCCAUUCACUGUGUGCGAUUCAGUCCUGAUGGAGAGCUCUAUGCCAGUGGUUCCGAAGAUGGGACUCUGCGACUGUGGCAGACUGUGGUAGGGAAGACCUAUGGCCUUUGGAAAUGUGUGCUUCCGGAAGAAGAUAGUGGUGAAUUGGCAAAGCCAAAGAUCAAUUUUCCAGAGGCAACAGAAGAGGAAUUAGAAGAAAUUGCUUCAGAAAACUCAGAUUCCAUUUAUUCUUCAACUCCUGAAGUUAAAGCCUGAGCAUCAAGCAUGUGCCACAGAUCGUGUAUCAUUUAUGGACUAAAGGAGCAAGCAGAGCACAGCAUCAGCCUUCGGAGUUAUUCUGCUUGCUGGCAAACAGCAGUAAACAACAGGAAAAUGAAUUAGCAUCUGCGCAGGAGCAGCUGACUCGGUGCAACCUGUGAGUGAAAACAGCAUCAGAGAAGUUGGGGAAGCCGGGCUCUGGUAGUGCGACAGCCUCUUUUCUUCUAUGAAUACGUGCAAGCCAACAUCCAAUUUGUGUCAUUACAAUUAAAUUUCUUGUAGCUUUUUUUGUUAUUACGGAGAAGAAAAAUAUAUUUACCUAUUUUUCUGACAUUUCCCUUAAAGCAGAAUGCCUUCUCUUUGUUUUGCUUGAGUUGUAAAGAAGA